AUGACUAAGUUCACUGUAGAAGUCGGAAAGCCAGCAAACUCUCAUGAGACUGCUCCAAGAAGAAAUCGUAAUGCUGUCAAGGCUCCAGUUAAGAGACCAUUGAACACAACUUGUAACACUGUUUAUGAGUUUGCAUUGGAAUGUUUCACUAAAAGGGGCGAUGCUCCUGCUAUGGCAUGGAGAGAUUUGAUCGACAUUCAUGUCGAAAAGAAGAUGGUUAGCAAAAAAGUUGGUGGUAAAGAAACGCAAGUAGAAAAGGAAUGGAUGUAUUACGAAAUGACCAAGUACCAUGGUAACACUUAUAACGAGUUGACCUCCAUCAUGCACAAUUUAGGCCGUGGUUUUGUUAAAAUGGGUCUACAACCAAAUGGUGUUGAUAAAUUACACAUCUAUGCCGCUACUUCUCACAAAUGGAUGAAAACUUUCCUAGCGGCACAAUCUCAAGCUAUUCCUGUAGUGACUGCGUAUGAUACUUUAGGUGAACGUGGUUUGCUACAUUCAAUGGUGCAGACAAAUACAAGUGCUGUCUUUACGGAUAACAAUCUAUUGCAUACUUUGAUCAAUCCAUUGAAAACGGCUAAGGAUAUUAAGUACAUUAUUACUUUUGAAAAAGUCGAUCCAAAGGAUAAAAGACAAAAUGGUCUUUACUACAAGGAAGCCAAGGAAAGCAUGGAUAAAAUUUUGGAAAUUAGACCUGAUGUGAAAAUCUACAGUUUUGAAGAGGUUUUAGCUAUGGGUGAAAGUGCUAAGAAUGAAAUCGAUCCUCAUCCACCAAAACCAGAAGAUUUAUCAUGUAUCAUGUAUACUUCUGGUUCUACCGGUGAUCCAAAGGGUGUUGUUCUAAAGCAUGCCAAUUUAGUUUCUGGUAUUGGUGGUCUUUCGGUGAACGUUGAUGGUUUGGUGACCGCUAAAGAUCGUAUCAUUUGCUUCUUACCAUUAGCUCACAUUUUCGAAAUGGUUUUUGAACUGUUGAAUUUCUACUGGGGUUCACUUUUGUCAUAUGCGACUGUGAAAACAUUGAGUAAUGGCUCCAUGCGUAAUUGUAAAGGUGAUUUAGCUGAAUUGAAACCAACUGUUAUGGUCGGAGUUGCUGCAGUUUGGGAAACCGUUAGAAAGGGUAUUUUGGCUCAAAUCUCUAAAUUGCCAAGUUUCAAAAGAAGAAUCUUCUGGUCAGCUUACCAUGCUAAACUCGGCAUGAAAAAAUAUCAUAUCCCUGGUGGUGAUGCCGUCGGUAACAUGGUUUUUGGACCUAUUAAGGAAGCCACUGGUGGUUGCCUAAGAUAUAUACUAAACGGUGGUUCCAGAAUUAGUAUUGAUGCUCAACAGUUCAUUAGCAAUGUGAUUUGUCCAAUGUUGAUCGGUUAUGGUUUAACCGAAACUUGUGCUAACGCAACUGUCUUGGAACCAGCUGGAUUUGAAUAUGGUUAUGCAGGUACGUUAACCGGUGCAAUCACUGGUAAAUUAGUAGACGUAGAAGAACUAGGCUAUUUCGCUAAGAACAACCAGGGUGAAUUAUGGAUUAAAGGUGACCCUGUUCUUUCCGAGUAUUACAAGAAUCCAGAAGAGACCCAUGAUGCUCUAACAAAGGAUGGUUGGUUCCAAACCGGUGAUGUUGCCGAGUGGACACCAGAUGGUCAAUUACGUAUUAUUGACAGAAAGAAGAACUUGGUCAAGACUUUGAAUGGUGAAUAUAUUGCUUUAGAGAAACUAGAAUCCAUUUACAGGUCCAACUCUUAUGUCGAUAACAUCUGUGUCUAUGCGGAUCAGAACAAGGUGAAACCGGUCGGUAUCGUGGUUCCAAAUGUGGGUCCAAUUACACAAUUGGCUCAACAACUAGGUCUUCUGAAAAAUGAAAAUCAAACUGUUGAAUCUCACUACCAAGAUAACAAAUUGCGUAACGCUGUUCUAGAGAAUUUGUUGAAGUCAGGUAAAAGCCAAGGUCUAAAAGGGAUCGAGAUGUUGCAAGGUGUUGUUCUAUUUGACGGUGAAUGGACUCCUCAAAGUGGUUACAUCACCGCUGCUGCUAAGCUAAAGAGAAAGGAAAUUUUGGCUGCCGUUCAAGACCAGGUCGACGAAGUAUACGCCUAA
Zygosaccharomyces rouxii is the source of this 2088-nucleotide messenger RNA. RefSeq names its product long-chain fatty acid-CoA ligase FAA1 (gene FAA1). Gene Ontology annotation, molecular function: long-chain fatty acid-CoA ligase activity. NCBI's taxonomy places the organism in Eukaryota, Fungi, Ascomycota, Saccharomycetes, Saccharomycetales, Saccharomycetaceae. The record is from RefSeq and is a predicted model, not a curated record. Gene Ontology annotation, cellular component: endoplasmic reticulum; plasma membrane; lipid droplet. The coding region runs from base 1 to 2088 and encodes 695 amino acids. Gene Ontology annotation, biological process: long-chain fatty-acyl-CoA metabolic process; long-chain fatty acid metabolic process. The transcript has a single exon.